Molecule: messenger RNA, 1884 nt
Organism: Enterobius vermicularis (human pinworm)
Lineage: Eukaryota; Metazoa; Nematoda; Chromadorea; Rhabditida; Oxyuridae
Source: the annotation of a GenBank genome assembly
AUGAGAUUUAUUUCUCUUCGGGUUUUUCAGGUGAAUAAAGUUCGACUUGUAGAUAAGUUUGGACCAGAAACUAAUGUGAUUGGCACGAUUCAUGUCACUACUUCUCACGUCAUAUUCAAAGCUGAUGAUUCUGCAAAAGAAUUUUGGAUCCCCAACGGGCUGAUCAAAAAUGUUGAGCGUGGUGCUCUUACGGUACUUGGAAGUUCGUUGGUUUUACGUUGUAAACACUUUUUAGAACUUACCUUUUUGAUACCAAAAGAUAAAGAGUGUCAAGAUCUGUAUGAAACUUUGACGCGAUGCAGCAGACCAGUGAACAUCUUGGACGUUUUUGCGUUUGAAAACAGAGAAAGGAAUGGUGAAAGAGGAUGGGGUUGUCUUGAUUGGAAGCUGGAAUUUGCCAGACAGGGUAUAGGUUCUGCUGACAGACAGAUGUGGAAAAUUACUGAUUUCAAUAAGUCAUACCAGCAUUGCGAUACAUACCCAGAAAUUUUAUGUGUUCCUUCUGCAGCAACUACUCAAACUUUAAUUGGUUCUUGUAAAUUCAGAAGUCGAGCUAGGUUACCUGUACUCACUUAUUGGCAUAAGACAAAUGCAGCUAUAAAACUUGGAUGCAGGUGCGCUCAGCCUUUGACUGGAUUCAGUGCAAGGUGUGUCGAGGAUGAGUUGUUAAUGAAUCUGAUUGCAAAAACAAAUCCGACGUGUGACAAACUUUAUUUGGUAGAUACAAGACCAAGGAUGAAUGCCAUGGUGAACAAAAUGCAAGGCAAAGGUUUUGAGGACGUUAAGAAAUACUCAAAUAUUAUUUUCAAGUUUUUUGAUAUUGAAAAUAUACAUAUUACUGUAUGCAGUUUAAACUACCUCAGAGGAAUCUGUUUAUUGGAGUCUUCUGGUUGGUUAAGACAUGUGAAGUGCCUUCUGGAAUGUGGUGUCUUUUUAGCAAAGUCAAUUACUGAAGGUGUUUCUUGUGUUGUUCAUUGCUCGGAUGGUUGGGACCGGACAGCACAGACUGUUAGUGUAGCGCAGCUGAUGCUCGAUCCCUUUUACCGCACAAUUCGUGGUUUUCAGGUAAUUCUUAUAGAAAAGGAUUGGUUGGGUUUUGGUCACAAAUUCGACGAUCGCUGUGGUCAUGUUGGAGCAUACAAUGAAGAAGCAUCGAAAGAGGUCUCCCCGGUAUUUACUCAGUUUUUGGAUGCGGUUUUUCAAAUGACAAGACAGUUUCCAAGCGCGUUUGAAUUUAACCAAAGAUAUCUCAUUACGAUACAUGAACAUGCUUAUUCCUGCCAGUAUGGUACUUUUCUUGGUAACUGUGACAAGGAUCGGAAGGACUUAAAGUUGGCGGCAAGGACUCAGUCGCUUUGGGCGCAUAUGGAUGAUUGGCAUGACGACUUUAUCAAUCCUUUCUAUGAAGUUGACUUGCACCCGUCAGCUAUAGUUGUGUGGAAGAACAUGUACAAUCGUUUUAACUCGGGAAUUUUGAAAAAGGAGAGUGUUCAUGAUGUGGCAAUUGCUACUCUGGAACAUAUAGGCGUAUUGGAAGCGAAUAUGGCUUCUUUCAGACAGGUAUUGAAGACGAGUAAUAGUCCGCCGAAUACCAAGGCAAGUAACGAACUUCUAACACCUAAUCCGAAUUCUAGAGCAGACGACCAAGACUUUGGUAUUUCGGAUAGCGUAGCUACUAUAAAUGUUUUAGUCAUUCGUUGGCAGUCGUUAAGAAAUGCUGAUGAAUGUUCAUCUCCGAGUUGCGGUGCAGAGUUCGCAACUAGAGGUGAGAGGAGGUUACACUGUUAUAGAUGUGGUAAAGUACAUUGUCGACGAUGUGUAAAAAUGACUGAGGAUGGAAGGGAAAGGACUUGUGAUUUGUGUUCGAGUUUCGGUCGCAACUAA